Messenger RNA from Sciurus carolinensis (gray squirrel), 1029 nucleotides. RefSeq names its product extensin-like. The transcript has 2 exons. The record is from RefSeq and is a predicted model, not a curated record. The coding region runs from base 1 to 1029 and encodes 342 amino acids. NCBI's taxonomy places the organism in Eukaryota, Metazoa, Chordata, Mammalia, Rodentia, Sciuridae.
AUGGUAAUUUUGCAGAGCUCCGACCCCCGCCCCUGUGGACCACCCCUCCUCCGCUACGGCCCUCCAGGGCUGCGGCUGCUUCUGCCCCCAAACCGGCUCUCCACGCGCGGACCUGGCCCCCCCAACCCCGGCUCGGGUCCUUCCCCUCCCCCUCCCCCGAGGUGCCACUUACCCUGGAGGCAGGAGUGGGGGAGGGGCGAGGAGGAGCGGAGCAGGGGAGGGGGCUUCGGUCCGGGGCGGCUCUCAGCCCCGGGGGGCCGGGGCCGGGGCCAGCGGCAGCGGCGGCGCAGCGUCUCCCCCCGGCGGCGGCAGCGGCGGCGGCGGCGCCGUCCCACUCCCGCAGGCACACAUAGGCUCCAUUGUCCGCCGGCGCCUCCCCCUUUCCGGCUCCCCCCUCCCGGUACCGCCCCUUCCCCCUCCCCUCGACCCUCCCCCAGCUGCACCGCGCCACGAAAGGUACGGCCGGCCCCGCCUCGGACGCGAGCGGAGAAGUGCCCCCUCCCCCGGCCCCGACGUCCCGCCCGGCGGGGAAUGGGGACCGCCCCUCCCCGCCUCGGCGCCCGGCCCCGCCGCCGGGAAGGGCCCGCCCCCUCCAGGGGAAUGUCACCAGCCCCCCUCCCGGAACGCGUGCAAUGGUACCAACCCAGCCGCUUCCUCCUCCCCCUCCCCCGCCUUCCCGCAGAGGCUCCGCCCCCGCUCCCCGCCCACCAAGUAGCCUCGCCUCCUCGGCUCCGCCCCGCCCUCCAACAUUUUACUAUGGGACCGCCCUACCGGCACCACCUCCUGGUUUGCAUGGACACGCCCACCAAGUCCCCUUCCCAGCCGGUCACCGGGCCAGAGGUGACGCCCACUCCCCACCUUAAAGCGGCAGAGCCCUCUUUCUCAACUAAAAGAACCUCCCAAAGGGCCGGUGGGGUGAGAGGUGCGGCCGGGGGGUAUUCUCUCCUUUCCCGCACCCUCCUCUUCGCGCACACUCACCCGGACCCCCCACCGCCUUCUGCAGCUCUGGGAGCAAACGAAGGGGACUAG